Elaeis guineensis (African oil palm) is the source of this 1417-nucleotide messenger RNA. RefSeq names its product F-box protein SKIP23-like. Gene Ontology annotation, molecular function: protein binding. The record is from RefSeq and is a predicted model, not a curated record. NCBI's taxonomy places the organism in Eukaryota, Viridiplantae, Streptophyta, Magnoliopsida, Arecales, Arecaceae.
CCCUCUCCUCUCCCAUCUCCUCAUCAUCGGAAACCCUAGCCCCAGACCUCUCCCCUUCUCUCCCUCGAACCCAUCCAUGGAUUGCUCCACCAUGAUUCCUGACCUCUUGAAACGCAUCUCUGACAAGCUUCCUUGCUGCCUCGAUUACUUCCAUUUCCGUCUGGUUUGCACCCACUGGCGCUCCGCCGCCCGACCCAAAAAAUUCCCACCCAUUUUUAUCCUCCCAUCCAAUUCCGACUCCGCCGAGCUCCGCUUCUUCGACCGCUCCGACGGCGGCGUCCACCCCCUCCGCCGGCUGGAGUCAACCCGGAACAAGACCAUCUGCGGCGCGUCGCGCGGCUGGCUCGCCCUCAUCGACGAUACCACCAAGUCCAUUUCCCUCGUCAACCCUAUAACCGGAGUCCAAUACCCCCUCCCUCCCGCCCCCCAAGAGCUCGACUUCGACUUCCACGAGUUGAUGAAGGAUCACUACAUCAGCGAUGUGUUCAUGUCAUCGGUACCAAACUCGGGCUCCGAGUGCAUAGUGAUGGCUAAACAAAGUGGCUUCGAACGGUUCGUCUUCUGCUGGCCUGGCGACGCUGUGUGGACUCCCCUCCGGACUUCCUAUGAAAUCUGCGAAGUUGUUGCAUUCUGGAACGGCAGAUUUUAUGCCGUGGAUCAUGAUGAAGAUGUCUUGGCCCUCGAGUUUGGCUCUCGUGAUGAAGGUAUCAUGCUAUCGAGCCAGUUACGCUGCCGUUUUGCUCCAAGCCAUGCAAACUUCUGGAAUGUAACGGUGAGCUGCUGCUGUUGUAUGUUAAUCUGGAUGGUGAAGAGGAUCCCUUAAUUUAUAAGUGUGAUGAUUCGAGAGAGAACUUGACAUGGUCCAAGGUUGGUAGCUUGGGCAACAACACCUUGUUCUUGUCCCAUGAUCUCUGCACAGGAUUUCUUGGCCAUGAGCUCCAUGGAUGCAAGGGGAAUUGUAUAUAUCUCUCUAAACCUGGUUGUAGAGAACAUGGAGAGGAUCACCACAUCCAGAUGAUGGACAUAACAGAUGGAGUUUCACACAUCCUAUUGUCUCAUUGGCUGUUGCAGCGGCCACGAUCAUCUCCAUGAUGCAGGACUCAGUACAUUCAGCUACAUGAUGACUUAUCAAAUCACAGUAACAACCAAUUCUAACCUCAUGCAUGAGGAGCUUAAAUGGACUGGAUAAUGAUGGGAACUCUACUUUAAAGGGAAAGGAAGAUUUUCAUAAGCCAUCCUAUUGUUAUGAUGCAUGUUAUGUAAUGAUCCCAAGUACUGUGUUGUUGUAUAGGCUUAUUGUCGCUGGUAUAACCAUCCUUGGUGACUUUAUUGAUUGCUGAUUGAGGAAUGUGGGGAUGGUCCUCUCCUACAUGAUUUCUUUGUUUAAUUUACUUUUGCUCCUAUGCAUGUGUUUAUG